AUGCACACGUCGGCAAAGAAGAAAAGGAGCAAGCAGUCAGAGACCGAGGAUGAAUCAGGUACGUCCUCAUCCGAAUCGGAUAGCGAGGGGCCUAUGGAUGGUUACUGGGGUUUUGGGGAAGAGAAUCAUGGGAUCCCUCUUUGGGUGCACAAAAGGAGGGCCAAUUCCCAUCGUAAGACCUUCAAUGGAACACUGGAAUGGAAGGACGGGGCGUUGGUCGAAGAUGUAAAGGUUUCCACCAAUCAGUCCACCGAUUUUAUAUUGGGGAACCAUUUGUCACAGAAGAAGAGGAAUAAGAUCCUCAACGGUGACUACGUGGACAUGUUUACCCUUCUCCCUCCUACUAAACUAAUGGGGAAAGGUGAAAAGAGGCGCUCUUUUGGUAAGCGGAGGUAUAGAACGCCUAGGGCGGAGCACACCUUUGAGAAUUGGUUGGAUGGGUACCAGGUUUUCAUGGGAGUUGUUUGUGUGGCUUAUCCUCGGUGCUCCAUGGAUCUGGUUGCUUAUCUGGCUCAUGUGAGGCGGGCUCACACACUUGCAGGGGAAAAUGCUGCUUUAACAUAUGAUGAGAAUUUCCGUAGAAGUGCUUCUCUCCUGCCGUCCACCCGAUGGGACCUAAGGGAUCCUAAUUACUGGGGUGAGGACGUUGGCCCUUAUAUCGAAAAGAAGAGCCAGGAAUCGGCUAAGGCGGGUAAGACAGAGGCAAAACGACGCAGCCAGUGUUGGGAAUACAACAGAGGUGUAUGUACGCGUCCCGCCUGUAAGUAUCUUCACGAAUGCGAGCGGUGCCAGGGAAAUCACCCUGCCUCGGCGUGCUUUAAGAAUAAGCAGCAGCCCUUUCGGGGGGCAGGGGGUACUUCAACAACAACGCCCGGAUCCUCUCAUCAGGGUCCCAGUAACCGUCAGUAA
Messenger RNA from Podarcis lilfordi (Lilford's wall lizard), 909 nucleotides. Lineage: Eukaryota; Metazoa; Chordata; Lepidosauria; Squamata; Lacertidae. The record is from the annotation of a GenBank genome assembly.